GGACUAUUUUCAUAAAUAAAUAAAAAAAAUACACUUAGACUGGGAUCAGAAGCGAUUCUUACUCUGAUUCUCACGUUAGGGUUUUAACUUCUUCUUCUUCUUCUAUCCAAUUCCAAUUAUAAUCAAUCAGGAACUGCGGCGGUGAUUUGUAGGAUGGGUGAGAAUGGUAAAAGAAAUCGUCAGCAGAGAGAUGGUGACCGUGGAGGCCGUAACUGGGACAACAAAAAUCAGAAGAGGCGUGUAAAUGAUAGAGAUGAAAGGGACAAAGGUGAAUUGAUUGCGUAUAGGAUACUAUGCCCGAAUGAAGUUAUUGGGAGUGUUAUUGGUAAGAACGGAAAAGUUAUAAAUUCAAUAAGGCAAGAGAGCAGGGCAAAAGUCAAGGUUGUGGAUCCAUUUCCCGGUGCCAAGCAUCGAGUUAUAACAAUUUUUUGUCACGUUAAGAAUAAGGAGGAAAUUGAGAUCGAAGAUGAAUUCGAUAAUGAGAAGCCUUUAUGUGCUGCCCAAGAUGCUCUUAUCAAGGUUCAUUCUGCCAUUUCAAAUUCCAUUGAAACUGCUGGAGAUUCUGAGAAGAAACGAAAGAAUAAGGAUGAAUGUCAAAUCCUUGUUCCGUCUAGUCAGUCUGCCAUUUUGAUUGGCAAGGCUGGGGCUACGAUCAAACAACUGAGAGUUAAGACAAGGACAAAUAUCAAGGUCGUUCCGAAGGAUGCAGCUGACCCUGAGCACUCGUGUGCCAUGGAAUUCGACAAUUUUGUAUUGAUUACAGGUGAAUCGGAAGCUGUAAAAAGAGCAUUAUUUGCAGUUUCAACUAUCAUGUACAAAUUCUCCCCCAAGGAGGACAUUCCUCUUGACACAACUGUACCAGAAACCCCUCACAGCAUCAUCAUUCCUUCUGAACUUCCUAUUUACCCACCUGGUGGACUGUAUCCAGCUUCAGAUCCUAUUGUUCAACCUAGAUCUUUUCCUCAACUUAUAGGUGCUACAACUAUGCAAGAUCUGCAUGGUGGUUAUGCGGAUACAGGAAAUACAUGGCCUCUGUACUCAUCUCCCCUUCCAGUAGUUUCCAGUCUCGGUGCUUCCCAAUCUGAAGAAUUAAUUGUAAGAAUGCUGUGCCCUUCUGACAAAAUUGGACAACUCAUUGGGAAGGGAGGAGGUACUAUUAAACGUAUGAGGCAGGCUAGUGGUGCUCGUAUUGAGGUUGAUGAUUCCAAGGCUCGUCAUGAUGAAUGUUUAAUCACUAUAACUGCAACAGAGUCUACAAGUGACCUGAAAUCCGUAGCUGUUGAAGCUGUUCUACUGCUGCAAGAGAAGAUAAAUGAUGAAGAUGAUGCCCCGGUUUCAAUCCGGCUCCUAGUUCCAUCUAAAGUGAUAGGGUGUAUUAUAGGAAGAAGUGGUGCAAUCAUAAAUGAAAUUCGGAAGAGAACUAAGGCUGAUAUUCAAAUCUCAAGAAGUAAUAAGCCUAAAUAUGCAGAUGACAAUGAUGAACUCGUUGAGGUGGUCGGUGAAGUUGAUUGUGUGAGAGAUGCACUAAUUCAGAUAGUCUUGAGACUAAGGGAGGAUGUAUUGAAAAAUAAGGACAUUGACCAUAAUCGCCACAUAGGUUCCGAAUCCUUGUACGCUAGCAGUUCUGUUCUUUCAGCACCACCUAUGCUGUCUUCAAUUCCUGCUACUGCUCCUGCACUAGCUUAUGAUCAGAGGACUGGAAGCGGAACUGGACUGGGCAUGCAUUCUUCUAGAAGCCAUUAUGGAUAUGAUUCUUACUCGAUGGAAGACAAUGGCUAUGGAUCCAUGUCUUCAUAUGCCACCAAUCUGUAUGAAGGACAUCGUUUGCCUCCCCUUUCAACAUUGGAGAUGGUUGUUCCUGCUAAUGCUGUUGGCAAAGUGAUGGGUAAAGGUGGGGCAAAUCUAGCCAAUAUCAGGAAGAUUUCAGGAGCAACAGUAGAGAUUUCUGAGUCCAAAUCUUACCGGGGUGAUCGCGUUGCUCUUAUUUCUGGCACAUCUGAGGAAAAGCGCGCAGCUGAAAACUUGAUCCAGGCAUUCAUAAUGGCCACAUAAGCUUUCAGAGCUAUUUCCAGAUGUUUUGGAGGUGAAAAUUUAAUUCUCAAUGCAUCUGUUCAUUCCUCUUCUUACUCUGUCUAGGUUGGUUUCGAGAGAAUAUCCUCUAGGGUUCUUUGACUGGACUCGUGCUUCUUCCAUAAGGGACUAGCAAGAUUAUGACAGAGCUUCCAUUGCUGGUUUUGUAUUUAGGAUUUGUAGUUCCUUUCUCCGCCUUUUCUUAAUCUACUCUUCAUCUAUGUCUUCUCUUAGAAAUGUAGGAUCUUUCUGUCCAUUCAUGCUGUUUUUCCAUUAUUAGUGUGGAAUCAUCUUUAUCUCCAUGAAUAAUGAAUAAUUCUCGGAGGAACCAUGAAGCGGUGUUUAUGUUGUUGACUUGUUUCUUCUGGCACUGACUUUUAUUAUCCUCUCUUGGUGAAAUCAUCUGUUCUAAUUAUGCAAAUGAAAUGCAAGAUUAUCUAGCAAUUUCCUCUUUCCGGUAACCAUGGCUUUUGAGUUCUUCGGUCAAAAGUGCAGUAGUUGCCUCGCGAAAUUGAUAAUUUGCAGAUCAUUUCCCUCCUCCAUGCUAUUUUCUGUAUAUCUAGUAAUUCAGUGUAAGUGAGGGCAGUUGAAAUAUGACCAUUUAUGUACUGUUUGAUUUCCAGGCCUCUGGUCAUUUUGUUACCACACUCAAUGGCACUUUAUUAUAUGCCUGUAAUCUGAAAAAUCAUUGGAAUGUAUUUUGUAAAACAUGUGUUCUUGCUUUUCACUUCUCGGUUGUCUUAUGAUGGAUACCAUUCACCAGGAAAUGCUUGCUGCUGCAUUUUAUUGUAGCUGUCCUUCCCCCUCUUCCAUUGUGGUUCAAAAUGAUUUUAUUGGAUCUCUUAAAUUCUAUCAAGUUAAGUUCACGUUAUGUUCUCUAUAUCUGGCUUAUCUGCUACCUGCGGCGUAUAAAUUAUCCGAUUGCAACUUAACAUGUAUAUAUUUCAUUGGAUCUCCCAAAUUCAAUCAAUUGGGGCUUGUUUUGACCUCUUAUCUCUGCUCUCUGCGGCUUCUGUUGUACUAUUCAAAACUUAUUUCAACCCAACGUGUAUUGUUUUUAACUGAAUUUUGGUAACCAAGAUAUUAAACUGAUCUAGUUUUAGUAAUUUAUUCCCAAAUGAAACUUGAAGUUGUUGGUAAUAACUGGUUACUAAUAUGUUAGGCAUCAGCGCUUAAGAUUUUUCUCUUUGACUACUAAGAAUAAUCGCAUAGUGCAAUAAGAUAAAGUCAGACUAUUUCAUCAGCAUUUGCCUCGUUGCUGCACUCCUAUCUUUUAAACAUCAUCCUUGCAGCACCAAUGUGCUCAGAACUUUCUUCCACCGCCAUGUGACUGACUCCUCUCAAACUUUCCAUGUGGCAUUGAUUACAUGGCCUUUUGUCACAUCCAUGCCAAAAUAAGAUAUGAUAAGAGGUAAGAUAAUAAUUUUUUACAGACUCUAAAAAUGUAAAUAUGACAUUAGGGUUCUUGCAUUCACGUUUGAAGGAUAACAAUGUCCACUUUCUUUGUUCUUUGUCGGAUCUUCUCGUAUCAUUAAAUCUUUCGUCGUUAUAAAUUUCAAACCUUGCUCAAUCACAACUACACCCUCACUCCUAACUGUAUCAAUGGUUGCAUCCUUCAUUUAUUCCAUAGUUGCAAAUUUGACCUAAUCAUGAUGCACGUCUUCUUGUUGAUCUCCUUGAACAAGGUCUCAAGCACUCACCAAUCCCACUUUACAUUUCACAUUGUCACUCCUAAAUCUCACAAAUGCAGAAUGACUUGUGAACACUACAUGGAAACCCGAACACCCUAUAAUCACCUGGAGUCCCAAAUAGCACAAUCCCAAGGUCUUGUUCAGGUCAUCAUCUAAUGCUAUUGUGUUAUAGUCUAGCUUCAAAAUAAUCAAACCUAGAUUUAAGUUGUGUGGUGCCUGUGAUUAGCUUUUUCUGUACAUCAUCGAUGAUGAGUUUCCGUCUUGUUACUAUUGGGGGCCUCGUUUUGCAUUGAUUCACAAAGGAAAGUGCCGGUGUUUGAGGUGGAGUUUUUUUGUCUAACCCUAACAUGGCCAAGAUUCAAUAGCCACCGUUCAAAAUAAGGAAUUUUCUCUUAUUUGAAGCUUGUAACCCUUUGCUCAACUUCAAGUUUCAUAAAAUGACAGAAAAGCUAAAAUCUCCCUGGACAAGAUGUUUCAUGGUCAUUGAAUUUGCAUAUUUUAAUUUGAGAACAACCAUCACGAGGAAAAAAUGGAAGGACUAAGAAAAAAAAAUCCAUUAUUUGAAGUGAUUUUUUGCUCCACUAUGCAAUGGUGAAGAUGGAAAACAGGAAUGGAGUUAUAGUGAAGCAAUAUUACCUCUACAAUGUUUCCUUCUCCAUUGAUUUUAUGGUCUUCUUUUCUCUAAUAGGAAACUUCAAGACUAGUAGGUUGGUGCUAUUCAAAUUUGGCUCAUCUUUAAUAGUUUGUUUUUGGUUUUUGCUCCUUUGCUUUAUGUUUAAACCCUUCAUUUUUACAAACUAUUGGUUGUAAUCUCUGUUGUACAUUGUUUGCUGACAUGGAAAACAAUGCAAUGUAGCAAUGCCACAUUUCAUGAUUAAUAUCAUCUGGCAUUACUUACAUGUGCUUCUGUUAUUCACACAACAGUCGGAUAUUGAUGAGACACUGAAAGCUAGUCACUCUGGAUUUGUUGAGGACUCGGAUAGAUUUUUUUUUGUGGUACUAAAAUUGAAAGAUGCUAUAUUUGGCACAACAUAUGGUAAAAUUAAAUGCAUAUUUGGAACUACAUUCAAGUUCAA
Molecule: messenger RNA, 4837 nt
Organism: Medicago truncatula (barrel medic)
Lineage: Eukaryota; Viridiplantae; Streptophyta; Magnoliopsida; Fabales; Fabaceae
Product: KH domain-containing protein At4g18375
Exons: 8
Coding region: 154-2052 (632 amino acids)
Molecular function (GO): RNA binding
Source: RefSeq, a predicted model, not a curated record